Messenger RNA from Cetraspora pellucida, 345 nucleotides. NCBI's taxonomy places the organism in Eukaryota, Fungi, Glomeromycota, Glomeromycetes, Diversisporales, Gigasporaceae. The record is from the annotation of a GenBank genome assembly.
AUGUCAAAUGCUAAACAAGAACUACAUUAUUAUGGAUUGGAAUUAACAGAAAGAGAACUACAAACUGUUUUUCAAGAUAUUGAUUUAUUUUCUGAAGUUAAUGAAGAGAAUAAUGAUAAUUUAGAUAAUUUAAGCGAAUUUACAAAUUUUUCUGAUCCUGAAAUUGAACACCAAGACUUAGCGCUCGAAAAUUUUAUAGAAUUAAAUAAGGUAGAGCCAGAUGCUGAUGAUGAGAACAUAGAUAGAAAUAAUGAAGAACUUGAUGAUGAAGAAUUUGUUAGUGAAGAAUUUGAUGAAAACAAAUUCGGCGCAGAGGUUGAAGAAUUAGUGUAUAGUAUACAAUAG